Messenger RNA from Pundamilia nyererei, 5822 nucleotides. It is a transcript of the gene ppp2r3a, whose product is annotated as protein phosphatase 2, regulatory subunit B'', alpha. The transcript has 12 exons. The record is from RefSeq and is a predicted model, not a curated record. Gene Ontology annotation, molecular function: calcium ion binding; protein phosphatase regulator activity. Gene Ontology annotation, cellular component: protein phosphatase type 2A complex. Gene Ontology annotation, biological process: protein dephosphorylation. Bases 96 to 4304 code for a protein of 1402 amino acids. Lineage: Eukaryota; Metazoa; Chordata; Actinopteri; Cichliformes; Cichlidae.
UAUAUUUUUAUUCAGGAGGAAGUUUGGUAGAUUGUUUUUGUUUUACUCUUCCCGAUAAUUUUGACCUUCCUAUUCCCUGAAGAUCAUUGGUCACCAUGGCAGCAGCCUAUCGUGUUGUUGUGAGCAGCGUGAGCUGUUACAACAGUGUGGUAGUAGACCGACGCACUCACUCCCAUGCAGUACACUACUGCUCAGGGCCAUGUGGAGCACUGUCCCAGGGCUUGGACUGCACUGUUGCACACCGUGGCACCUGUUCUGAGCUCCUUGUUGCACCUGACCCUCAAUACAAUGACCUUAACAGCUCGCCCAUACACUCCCGCAACAUUAUUGCUCAGCAGCUUCCUAACCAUGCUAAAGUUUGUCUUGCCAUGGAUAGUACUCAUAAUGGGAGCCUAGAGAGGGCAGGCAGCAGUGGCAAUUUAUCUUUAGGAGAAGAGAGCCCAACAUGGCGUGGUAAGAAGACCUCUGGUGGUGGAGCAUCGACUGGGAGUAUGACCUCCUCUGGCAGUCUGAAGGAUAUUACCGAAGAAGCCAUCAACCUGGCCAGUGGUAAACUCAAGGAGUUUUCAUUUGAUAAGCUCCGCCUCUCAUCCUCCAGCCACAUCACCUUCCGGAAAGGCCGGAAAGUCCGUCCUGACUCUUUUAGCCGUCGCUCCACCGACCUGGAGAUUAUUUAUGGCCACUUCAGCUCCAACCUUACCACAAAUGCAACUACUAUGACAAAUGGCACGGCUUCUUCCAAUGAUGAGAACCUGCCACCAUUUGUGCAAGGGAAAGGAACGGUGCUAGAGGAAACAAAGAUUAAGGGCAACCCAGGCACCAUGUCGUCCAUCACCAAAGUUGCUGGUGGCUCAACAAACAGCCUCACGAGUAUUGGGUCAUUAGACCAAAGUCUGAACACAGUGGCCUCCCUGUACCGCAACACCCUAGGAGAAGAGAACUUAAUUGCCCGUCUGCUGGAGAAGACGCGAGCGGAGGCAGCUACUGGCGGAGCAGGUGGCGAAGACAUACGUGCCUGCCUUGAUAUUCUGCUUAAAUGUUCUGAAGACCUUAAGAAAUGCACUGACAUAAUCAAACAGUGCAUCAAACACAAAGCUGGUGGAGGCCCAGAGGAUGGGGAAGCAAGCCCUGACAGUGUGUAUCGGGCUGUGAUGACUCGUCUCAGUUCCUAUCUUAAGAGAUUGCCUCUGGAGCUGGAAGGAAUUGGAGGUUUUGGAGGCUGUGGACAGGGUGCACCUGGAAGCGGGCACAGUGAUUUGGCUGAACUGGUUAACACUCUUCACUCCAUCCAGCAGGGACCUUAUUCGCCGAUAUUUGGCAAUGAACAACCUCCUCGCUAUGAAGAUGUGGUGCUCUCUCCUCCAAUCCCAAAGACUGUUCCACAUUCUGUUUCUUCUCCAUCCUCUGUCUCAUCUACUUCUUUAUCUCUAAAAUCAGAUUCCAUCCAUACCAAACCAGUUCAGAGCUCAGCCCAGCUUAGAGCUACCCCACUUACUAAUGGAGUUAUCCAACAUCCACAUACUUCGUCUUAUACACAACAUACUCUCUCUCCUCCAACCAUUAUAUCCUCUUCAUCCAGCUCCUCUCCAACACACUCCUCCUCCCCUCUUCAUAACUCCCCGACCCCAGCUUAUACACACACUCCCCCAGCAUCUCCCAUGGAGGCUCUUUAUAUUGAGGAGGAGGAAGCAGAUAUGGGAAAGACACCAGAACAAAUCUCACAGCAGACACACACUCCAUCUAGAGGGAUGAACAGCAGCCAGAGCAAAAGUGGGACUAUGAUGGGGCAAAACAUGCACCUGUCCCAAACACACACGCUCUAUAACUCUUCAAAUAAUUUGCCAGUCAGCUCUGGCUAUGGCUCAAAUUGGCCUUCCUCUGCGUCACUAACAGUCUCUGCACCCAAAGCUGCUGCACACAGGAAUGAUGACAUUGACAAGCUGCUCAUGGACUUGGAGAAUCUCUCUCAAAGUAUGACUCAUCCCAGAAAGACAGAGCCUCCACUUCCUGCCAAAACCAGGAAGAGAGAUGGGAUCCAGGGGAUCACCUCCAGUGAGUCCUUCACUCAACCCAAAAUGGCUCUGUUCCAAGUCUCAAAGCCAGACAGCCACUUAACCAUGAACGGCAUUAGCUCCAGAACUCCCCAGAGUUUCACUCCUCCUAAAGAAGAGAGGAGUGAAAAUGUGGCAGGAGAGGAGGAGGAUGGGGCAUUGUUGCUGAGAAUCCUUGAGAGCAUUGAGAGUUUUGCCCAAGAACUGGUGGAUUCCGGAGCAGGGAGCACAGGGAGUGCUGAGAGGAACAGUGGAAAGGAGCGGGAGGUGAUGAGGCUCCUGCAGGAUACACUGGCCACCACUGGCAGGGCUGAUACACCUCUGGAGAGCACAAACCCACCAGCUGCUCCCACCGCUUCAACUGUACAUACAGAUGCAAUCUCAGAUACACUGAUAAAACACACCUUGGCAAAUACACCUGAAGUUUCACCUGCCCCAACACCUGCAGUAUCUGAUUCUGAAAGCAGUGCUUCAGCUGAACAAGCACCUAAAUCUACACCUGAAAGUGCUCCCCAACCUUUGCCUACACCUACACCUGACCCUCCAGUCGAGUCUGUGGAUAAAAUUCCAGAAGCGUCUACAGAUGAGGAUGACUCAAAACCAGUCUCUGCCCCGAUAUCCUCUGCACCUGCAAACUUGCAUUCCUCUACGCUUUCCGAUGAAACCAUACCUGUGGCCGCACCUGAAGCUCCAGCUCCUGUUGCUACGCCAACCACAGCAAGUGCUACCGUUGCUGUUGGUGAACAUACUGCUUUGAGAGAUGCUGGCUCAACCCUUCUUAUCCAGCAGACUCCAGAGGUCAUUAAAAUCCAGUCGAAACCAGAAAAGAAACCCGGAACGCCUCCUCCCGCUCCAGUUGCAACCACAGCCACACCAGCCCCCACGCCACGCUCACCCAGCCCUCCUCCAGCUCCGGUGAUAGUCACCCCUCCUCCUCCUGCCAUUAACAUUCCCAGGUUCUACUACCCUCGUGGGCUUCCUGCCCUGGGCCCGGCUGCCAACCACGAUGCAGAAAUUGCUGCCAUUGAGACAGUCUUCACCGAGUUUGAGGAGGAGAAGGCUGAUAUUUAUGAAAUGGGCAAGGUCGCGAAGGCAUGCGGGUGUCCACUUUACUGGAAAGCACCCAUGUUCUACGCAGCAGGUGGUGAGAGGACAGGCUUUGUGUCUGUUCACUCGUUCAUUGCAACUUGGAGGAAGUUGUUGCACAGUUGCCAUGACGAUGCCUCAAAGUUUGUUUACUUGCUGGCUAAACCUGGCUGUAACUACUUGGAGCAGGAAGACUUUAUUCCUCUACUGCAGGACAUUGUAGAUACACAUCCUGGGCUCACGUUUCUGAAGGAUGCACCUGAAUUCCAUUCACGCUACAUAACAACGGUGAUCCAGCGGAUAUACUAUGUAGUGAACCGGUCAUGGAAAGGUCGUAUCACAAUGAUGGAGCUACGCCGGAGUAAUUUCCUUCAAACUCUGGCCCUGCUGGAAGAAGAGGACGACAUCAACCAGAUCACUGACUACUUCUCCUACGAACACUUUUACGUCAUCUACUGCAAGUUUUGGGAGCUGGACACUGAUCAUGAUCUGUACAUUGACCCCAAAGAUCUGGGGAGAUACAACAACCACGCAUCCUCAAACAGAAUCAUUGAGAGAUUAUUUUCAGGGGCUGUUACUCGGGGUAACGCUGUGCAGAGAGAAGGCAGGAUGAGCUACGCUGAGUUUGUCUGGUUUCUGAUAUCUGAGGAAGACAAAAAAAAUCCCACCAGUAUAGAGUACUGGUUCCGCUGCAUGGACGUGGAUGGUGAUGGUGUCCUUUCCAUGUUUGAGUUGGAGUAUUUUUAUGAAGAACAGUGUGAGAGGAUGGAAAGAAUGGGCAUCGAGCCUCUACCCUUUCAGGAUUUGCUCUGCCAGAUGCUCGACCUGGUCAAACCUGAGAACCCAGGUAAGAUAACUCUGAGUGACUUGAAACACUGCCGGAUGGCUCACAUAUUCUUUGACACUUUCUUCAACCUGGAGAAGUACCUGGACCAUGAACAGAGAGACCCAUUUGCUGUGCAAAAGGACAUUGAUAGUGAAGGUCCAGAACCAUCUGACUGGGAUAAAUAUGCCUCAGAGGAGUAUGAGAUACUAGUGGCAGAGGAGACUGCAAAUGAACAGCUGCACGAGGGGUCAUUUGAUGAUGACUAUGAAUCUGAGGAGCUUCAAGUUCCUGGAGAAAUUGGGAAAAUGGAAAAACUGGUCAUAUCAGACCUGUCUGCAUAAAACCUGGAAUUCUUGGGCUUCUCUUUCUGGUAAACAGAAAGCAGCAAGGUGAUGGAGAGCCACUCUGGAUAUAUGCAUCCAUACAUGGAUGGAAAGACAGAGAAAGGAAUUCUGGCUCCUGUCUCAUGAUUUCUCUGUGGAGUUAUUGUAUUGUAUGUGUGUGUGAGUAUGGCCAUAAACCAGUAUUGUUCUGGUGUCUGGUGCAAUAAUGCAUCUGUAUUCACACAAAAAAGAAUGUCCCUGCCUCCAGCUUUUUGCUCCACAGAAGCCAAAGACAGAAGUUUGAUAAGCUCAAGAAGGACUCAAAGAAAAACACUUAACUGUAAAAUAAUGUAAUUAUUGUGAAUUCUCUACUGACAAUCCUGCCAAAGGACAAUCUUUUUAAGAAUUUUGCUAAGCUCAAGUUAGACUGACAGGAAGCCUGCCAUGCACACAAGUAGGCAUCUAGUGGGAGAAACUGGCAGGUAGAAAAAAUAAUGACAAUGAAUAGACACUGCCAUUGAAGAGCAACAGUCCACUGCUUAAAAAUAUGACACACACUGCCUUGAGAAACCUGCUGUGUGAGCAUCUUGUCACCAUGUUUCUCGUAAAGGAAGCUGUUAGUCCCUUUAAUUAGAGGUCAUAGAACAGCUUGAGCGGUUAUAUCAGCACCUCCACUUAGUGGCCAGUAUGUGGUACUGCAUGCCAUCCGUGGCCUGCACAGUGCUUGAUGGCUGGCUGUCAUUUCUGUGAAGGAGUUUAGUUCACCGCACAGCCUGAGCUGUUCUUUAUUGUUGCAGCACUAUCAGCGCUCCACCUCUGGACGCUCUCCGGAGUCAUGGACAGUUAUUUUCAAGCUCUACAAUUUCAAUGUAUUAAUUCUCAAUCAGAUAAUGGUGAAAGAUAUGGGAUAUGCACAUCAAGUGAUGCACAAUGCCAGUCAUAUCAAACUCUCCGGUAGAGUUGCCCAAACAUUUCCACCUGUAACAUUUGUAAUGAAACAAUAGAUGUGCCUACGAUUUGUAAGUUGUUCCUGCCAGUCUCAUGCAACAUCUCACUGUAUGUUUUCCCACAUCCUUUUCUUUUCUUUUCUUUGUUAAACCUUUAUUUUUUUAUGGAAUUUUCAAUUUGACAAGCAGAAGUGUAGAACAAAAACAUUGGGCUUGAGUAAGCUCAGCGCACAUCCAAGACAGACGCACCGAUACAGUACAUUACACAGAAAGCUGAGCUUUAUUGUUUUAAGUUAAAAAGAGAGAACUGGGAAAAGUCAUUCUGUCUUUUCAUCAUCAGAGUUAUCUUCUCCGUUUAUUCUCUCACAUCCUUUUUUGAAUUUGUGCACUGCCUUCUAAUUCAUGUGAACUGUUACUGUCGUUUAGUCUCUGCAAAAUUAUCCCCUUUUUACAUACCUGUUUACAUCUCAUCACUAUUGAUCAUUUGUUUAUCAGCGUUUCUGAAGUCCACUCUACCUGUAACACACAAAAACACACCACUAAAGAUGCCUUUUAAUAAAUAGGUUGCCUAAAGCAAAUUUUAAACUCA